Molecule: messenger RNA, 2815 nt
Organism: Rhopilema esculentum
Lineage: Eukaryota; Metazoa; Cnidaria; Scyphozoa; Rhizostomeae; Rhizostomatidae
Product: beta-1,3-galactosyltransferase 1
Biological process (GO): protein O-linked glycosylation
Cellular component (GO): Golgi membrane
Molecular function (GO): hexosyltransferase activity
Source: RefSeq, a predicted model, not a curated record
ACAAUGGGGCAAAGCAACAAGCUUUCCUUUGACACGUGAUGCAAGUUUUGAUACACAACAGAACUGCCAGCCAGCGAGGAUAUAGAAGGCAGAGGAAUAUAGAUUUAUAUUUGUAUAUGUUUUGAAAGUAGGAUUAAAAAGUAGAGUGCAAAUUUGCAUUUUUCAAUAACGUCAGAAUUUACUCAAACAAUACAUCAGUGGAUGAACUCAUCCUUCAAUAUAAUAUUGCGAAGGAGCUUACAGCAACAACCACACGCAGCUUGAAUAGGCCUGGUUUGAACUGUUGCGAUUUGCGUUGCCUGGGGAGGAUGAGAAUUAUGAAGAGAUAUAAAACGCUGUUUCCUGAAGAAUUGAUAACCUAUUUAUAUGAAAUCUGAUUCGUAACAGGAACAUAUCAAAGCCUUUGGAAUGCUUGCAAAAUAAAAGCAAUGUUCUUAAACAGUAUCAUUAAACUGUGGAGGGACUGCUCAACAAAGACUUUUCAUUGUCACCACAGACAAAUAUUAAAGAUAUUUUUGCUGUUUUCAUUAGCUUUCUUGUUGUAUUCAUUGUUUUUAUGGAAACGUAACAGAAUUCAUACUAAAAGAACUUUUGGAAACAUUGAUGUUCAAGCUGUUGCUGUACCGGAAUCUUUCAAGCAACCUGGUAUUUACCAUUUCAACAAAAUUGUUGUGAAACCUGAUAUUACCAAUGAUAAACUUUUGUUCCUGGUACUGAUUUCAUCUUCAGCGGGAAGUCAGAAAAACAGGGAUAGAAGAGAAGCCAUUCGCAAGACUUGGGGAAACUGCAAUAAUAACCAGUUAGAAGAGGCAUUAAAAAAUCAAAGUUUGGCGCAUUCUGUUGCCAAAGGAAGUGAAUUUGUAAAGGAUUAUUAUAAGUGUAAAGUAUUCUUUUUUGUUGGAGAAACUGGCAAUAAAACGGAGGAUGCCAGAAUGAAGAAAGAGGCCACAGUUUAUAAAGAUUUAAUAAUUGUUGGUGUCAAAGAGAAUUAUAGAAACAUCACAUGGAAACUAAGAUCAGCAAUGCAAUUUACAUCACAUUUUGAUAUGAAAUACCUCAUUAAAUCUGAUGAUGAUGUUUACAUUAAUUUACCAAGGCUAGCUGAAUACAUAGCUACUGGACCAGGGUUCUCAACCCCAAUUUAUGGUGGAACAACCUAUACCGGCAAGGUUGUAAGAGACCCUUUGCAUAGACAUUAUGUCCAUAAAUUUGACUAUGAAGAAAGAUACUAUCCAUUGUAUUGCAAAGGAUCAAUGAUUGUUUUGUCUGGCAGCUUGCUGUCUUCAGUUGUGGGAGCAUUCGCACAUCUUAAACCUUUCAAUAUCGAUGAUGCAUACCUUGGAAUCACGCUUAAUAAACUUGGUGUAUCUCCAUUCAAACUUGAAAAGAUUGUGCAGUUUCAACAUCUCCCAGUUUUCCUAGACUAUCUCCAUUUAUGUGAUUUUUCUUGGUUGGUGGGUGUUGGUGAUGGGUUAGAUGCUACAAGAAUUCACAGUGUCCACAGAGCCAUGACUCUGGGAGACUCAUUACCUGUCUGGAUGUGUUUGCAUCUUAAUUUGUACCCGCUGAUAUGUUUACUACUUGUGGUGUUCUUUGCUGUUGCAGUUUUCAAAGCAAGAAAUUUAUUAUGUUGAAAAUAUACAUUUCCAGAUAUGAUUAAUAAUAGUUACUAGCCUACAAGGUAACCAGAAAUUUUAGUUAUUAUAGUUUGAAAAUAAUCAGGGCUCUGAAGACUCAUGUUUAAGAAAUAAAAAUUUCAAAAGUUUGCAGUAAAAUGCCCUAUGCAGUCAUUCUUGAUGCUAGGUAAGUGAUCAAAGAUAUUUAAAUUUAUGUAUAGACAUGACUUAAAGCACAUAUGAAAGAUAUUUUUGUGAUUUAUUGCACAACUAACUCAACAGUCCUUCAAAAUUGUUUGAAAUUUAACACAACAAAAAGCUUUAAUGCAACUUUGCUUUUCAAAACUAGUUCUCCUUUUCUAAUAUCCAAAGAAAUUGAACCAUAAGAGAUGUUGUGAAAUAUCAUUUACUUUUUUAUAGCAAUAGGAUUUUAUGGAGAUUAAAAGGGAAUUGUUUAAGAAAGAUCCAAAAGGAAUGGCUUGGUUAGCAACUUGAAGUCCUGUAUAUGAUAGCUCAUACAUUGAACAGUAUAACAAGGGUGGGCCCAGUAUAACAUACAUAUCUAAAAAAUACGUGUGACUUAUAAAUGUUAAUUUAAAUUAACCUUAUGAAAAACUUCAUGUUAAUCAUGCAGUCUUUCUGUUAGAUUUUGUCUCCAAUCUAGAAUCCAGGAGAUGAAAUUUAUCUGAUCGUUUUUGUUUUCUGAUGAAUUAAAAUUUAUCUGAUGUUUCUGUAUCACUGUCUUAUGCUGUUUAAAUUACUGUUUUAAAUUAUGAAGUUAAAAUUUGUUGCAUGUACCAACAACAGUCUAAUAAGGUAUGAUUUCAACAUGAGCUAUAUAAUUUUGAACUUUUUCUGUCAAUUACAAGCUCAAUCACUUGUUCCUUGAAGUAUAUAUGUGUAGUUAUAAUUUGUGUUGUUUAAAGUGUGUUAAUAAUAUAUAUUUAACAUGUUAACUAUAUGUGAGCAAAAUUUAGUCCAAUCUUAAAAUUUCAACUAAUUGAAUAUAAGUAAUUCAUAUCUAAACUGUCUUGCCAGUAGUAAUUCUCCUAGCAAGUUUCAGUGUUUCCAUUUGCGUUUUACAGGAUUAUGAACUGAGGUGUUUUAUGUAGGAGCUAAAAUACCUUAAGAACCAACACCCCCAUAGGAUCUGUUUAAAACCAGUGGCGAAUACCAGGGGGUGAGGGGGGUAGUUGCCA